GAUGGGUGUGGGACCAUGUCCAAUAAGAGAGAGCUCCAUCAUGAUUCUGCUUAUCCUCAAGAAAUGGCUUCCCUCUUACGAUCCCCACCCUUUCUCUCUCAUUCGGUUAAAAAAAGAACUUACCAUUUUUCUUCAUCUCAAGCUCCACCACCGCCGCCUCAGCCGUCAAAAACACCUCCAGAACUGCAGUCUUUAAAAGUGGUAUCUCCAGACCUGCCAUUGUUGAGUGAAAAAGUUGAGACAAGGGGCAAAAGAAAUAGGUCCGUGGAGUCAACAGAUUGGAUAGCUUCGUCUUUAACGAGAAGAUUUGGGCUUGGUGCUGGUCUUGCUUGGGCGGGUUUCCUAGCCUUCGGUGUCAUCUCAGAACAGAUUAAAACUAGACUUGAAGUCUCUCAACAACAAGCAAACACAAGGGAUGUAGAGGAGCAAAAGGAAGUGGUUUUGCCUAAUGGCAUAAGGUACUACGAGUUGAGAGUUGGUGGCGGAUCUUCACCAAGGUCAGGGGACUUGGUCGUGAUCGGCCUCAAGGGCAAAGUCGAAGGAACUAACCAAUCUUUUGUGGACACAUUUGAGAGCAAAAAGAAGCCUCUAGCCUUGGUGAUGGGGUCUAGGCCAUACACGAAGGGAAUGUGUGAGGGUAUAGAUUAUGUUGUAAGGUCAAUGAAAGCGGGUGGCAAGAGAAGGGUUAUUGUCCCUCCAAACUUAGGCUUUGGAGAGAAAGGUUCAGAUUUUGACUCUGGAGUUCAAAUCCCACCAAAUGCUACCCUCGAGUAUAUUGUGGAGGUUGAUAAGGUCUCCAUUGCUCCUGCAUGAUGCUUGUGCGUAUAAGUUUAGGACAAAUAUUAGAAUUUUGGUUUGAUAAAUGCAAAAUUGGACUUUCUUCUUAUUUCCUAUAGUUUUGAGAUGUAUAGUUUUUCAGUUUUAUUUUUCAAAUCUAGGAUUCCAACUUAUGAUAUGAUGUUGUACCAAUUCAUUUGGCAAAUAAAAAAUGUAAUAUUAUUUAAUCA
Messenger RNA from Impatiens glandulifera, 1007 nucleotides. RefSeq names its product peptidyl-prolyl cis-trans isomerase FKBP17-2, chloroplastic-like. Gene Ontology annotation, cellular component: chloroplast. NCBI's taxonomy places the organism in Eukaryota, Viridiplantae, Streptophyta, Magnoliopsida, Ericales, Balsaminaceae. The transcript is spliced from 3 exons. The record is from RefSeq and is a predicted model, not a curated record. Gene Ontology annotation, molecular function: peptidyl-prolyl cis-trans isomerase activity. The coding region runs from base 16 to 813 and encodes 265 amino acids.